Messenger RNA from Gryllus bimaculatus (two-spotted cricket), 585 nucleotides. The record is from the annotation of a GenBank genome assembly. NCBI's taxonomy places the organism in Eukaryota, Metazoa, Arthropoda, Insecta, Orthoptera, Gryllidae.
AUGUGUAUCUUGCGCGCGCGCGCGCGCGCGCGCGUGUGUGUGUGUGUCCUCUUGAUACUCGCCCGACCGAAUGGAGGUAGAACCUGCCGAGUAGAAGUGGAGGAGGCGGUUCUGGUGGGGGCGGUGGUGGCGAUGACAGCAGUAAUGGCGGUGGCGGUAUUGCUGCAAAGAUGGAGCGUUGGUGGUGAUGAAGGUGGCAGAGGCAGAGGUGGCGGCGGCGACGACGGUGGAAGUGGUGACUACCACGACGGAAGCAGAUGCGGAAGCGGUAGUGGCGACGGUCGGUUCAUUGCAAUGACGAUCCACACACGGCGCCUACGGCGCAUGGGGUACAGACCUACCCGUCAGCAUUUGUAUCGCCACCCAACGGCGUACCACCCAAUCAGGACAAGCUCUAAGCCACCGCCGGGAUUCGAGUCCAAGGACCUCCAGGCGAGUCUGUGGGGCGGGGCGAUCACUGACGCAAAAUCCCCGUUGCCACCCCGUUCGGUGGGGCUUCAUUUCCAUCUCCUGAGACACGAGGGACGGGGGAAAACCCCGCGCAUUCCGCAGCGAAACCCCGAAAUAACCGCCCCCGCUGACUGA